Ixodes scapularis (black-legged tick) is the source of this 654-nucleotide messenger RNA. RefSeq names its product peroxynitrite isomerase THAP4-like. NCBI's taxonomy places the organism in Eukaryota, Metazoa, Arthropoda, Arachnida, Ixodida, Ixodidae. The record is from RefSeq and is a predicted model, not a curated record. The transcript is spliced from 4 exons. Bases 1 to 654 code for a protein of 217 amino acids.
AUGGAUGGGGGUGAUUGGUGCUGUGCUGUGGGGCGCUCCAACACCUCAAGGAAGUGUAGUAAGGUGACAUUUCACCAGUUCCCGAAGGACAAGUCGCUCCGAGAGAGGUGGACCCGAGCGGUACGACGUAAGGACUGGGUCCCUAACAACAACAGCCGGGUGUGUUCGGAUCAUUUCACACCGGAUUCUCACGAUGUAAGCGUUUCUCCGAGAGAGUCGUUCGGACUGGCCAGGGCAGGGCAGCGUAAGAAACUGCGAGCGUGUGCCGUGCCGACCGAAUCCGCGUAUGCACCUCGACGGUCACGGAUUGAGCGUGGAGCUCUCGCAAAAUGGAGAAGGACGGAGCUAGUGGAGGAUGCUUUGAGGGGAACGUCAAGUAGCUGUCAAGUAUCCACAGCAGAUGCAACUCCAUCAACAGCCUGUGAGGCAAUUGAUCCUCACAAUCUCACACUGCGUUCCACGCAACUUGCUUCAGUCGAGCCCCCAAGCGACCCCGACAAUGGAGAUUUGUGCAUGAGCAACCCUGCAGCAAUGGACGAGAGCUCUAGUUUGGAUGGCGACACCGGACUGCUCCUCGUUGCACGAAUCAACCCAAGUAGGUGGACUGUGUUACUAAUUCAGCCAUUGAUAGCUGAUAGUCAAUAUAGAUUUUGA